ACCGAUUUUUUUUUGUUUGAAAAAACGUGAGAAAGGACUGACGUGGGCACUCUGAGCCACGUAAUAUCGGUUCCGAGAUAUUCGUUUAAUUUAAAAAAUAUAUCAAAACCAACCAUAUUAUAAAAGAUAAGGGAGAGUCGAAGAGGAUUAGAUAACAAGCGCAUCAGCGAGAGCGAUUCCGAUUCCGAUUCAAUGGCGGAAGAGACGGAUAAGAAGUACAUUACUCACGAGGAUCUCAAAAACCACAACAAACCAGGAGAUCUAUGGAUCGCGAUCCAAGGCAAAGUCUACAACGUCUCCGACUGGAUCAAAUCCCACCCCGGCGGAGACACGGUGAUCCUCAACCUCGCCGGCCAAGACGUAACCGACGCGUUCACCGCUUUCCACCCCGGAACCGCCUGGCACCGCCUCGACAACCUCUUCACCGGCUACCGCAUCAGAGACCACCGCGUCUCCGAGGUCUCCCGCGACUACCGCCGCAUGGCCGCCGAGUUCCGCAGACUCGGCCUCUUCGAAUCGAAAGGACACGUCGCUCUCUACACCUUAUCCUUCAUCGCCGCCAUGUUCGCCGGCGUCCUCUACGGCGUAUUGGCGUGCGACUCGAUCGUCGCUCACCAGAUCGCCGCGGCUCUCCUCGGUCUCCUCUGGAUCCAGAGCGCGUACAUCGGCCACGACUCGGGGCACUACGUCAUCAUGUCCAACGAGAAGUGCAACAGAAUCGCUCAGAUCGUAUCUGGUAACUGCCUCACGGGGAUCUCCAUCGCGUGGUGGAAGUGGACUCACAACGCUCACCACCUCGCCUGCAACAGCCUCGAUUACGAUCCCGAUCUCCAGCACAUCCCCGUCUUCGCCGUCUCCACCAAGUUCUUCGCCUCGAUGACGUCACGUUUCUACGAUCGCAAACUAACUUUCGAUCCGUUGGCCAGGCUCUUGAUCAGCUACCAGCAUUACACUUACUACCCCGUCAUGUGCUUCGGGAGGAUCAACCUCUUCGUCCAGACGUUCCUCCUGCUCUUCUCCAGGCGCGAGGUGGAGGACCGCGCGCUCAACUUCGCGGGAAUCUUGGUGUUCUGGACGUGGUUCCCGCUCUUGGUCUCCUGCUUACCGACGUGGCAGGAGAGAUUUUUAUUCGUGUUCACCAGCUUCGCCGUAACCGCGCUUCAGCAUAUACAGUUCACGCUUAACCAUUUCGCCGCGGAUGUCUGUGGACCGCCAACGGGGCACGACUGGUUCGAGAAGCAGGCGGCGGGGACGCUGGAUAUCACGUGCGUGCCGUACAUGGAUUGGUUUUACGGCGGGUUGCAGUUUCAGCUCGAGCAUCAUUUGUUUCCCAGGCUGCCGCGUUGUAACCUGCGGAGAGUGUCUCCCGUGGUUCAGGAGCUUUGCAAGAAGCAUAAGCUUCCGUAUAGGACUAUGUCGUGGUGGGAGGCGAAUAAGCUGACGGUUAGGACUUUGAAGAAAGCGGCUUAUCAGGCUAGAGAUAAGGCUAAUCCUGUUGUUAAGAACUUGGUCUGGGAAGCUUUGAAUACCCAUGGUUAAAAUCAACACAAAUAGCUUUUUUUUUGUUUUUGUUUGAUUAUCAGUAUGUGUUCUGUUUUUUUUUUUUUUUUUUUUUGCUUUUGAAUAUUUUGAAAAUUUCGUUUUGUUACUAUGGAAGAGAUGUUAGAUUGAAUUGAAUUGAAUCGAGAUUUAAUUUGCUUAGAUAACUCUUUCG
Raphanus sativus (radish) is the source of this 1714-nucleotide messenger RNA. RefSeq names its product delta(8)-fatty-acid desaturase 1. The record is from RefSeq and is a predicted model, not a curated record. Lineage: Eukaryota; Viridiplantae; Streptophyta; Magnoliopsida; Brassicales; Brassicaceae. Gene Ontology annotation, molecular function: oxidoreductase activity, acting on paired donors, with oxidation of a pair of donors resulting in the reduction of molecular oxygen to two molecules of water. Gene Ontology annotation, biological process: lipid metabolic process. Gene Ontology annotation, cellular component: membrane.